Molecule: messenger RNA, 1038 nt
Organism: Mus caroli (Ryukyu mouse)
Lineage: Eukaryota; Metazoa; Chordata; Mammalia; Rodentia; Muridae
Source: RefSeq, a predicted model, not a curated record
AUGAACAGCAAGCCCUUACUCACACUCCAANAGCUGGCAGCACAGAACCUUCUGAGGAAUGAGGCUUUGGCUAUCAGUGCUUUGCAGUACUUACCUGAACUAUUCUUACCACAACUGUUGAAGCAAGCCUACGAUGGUAAUCAUCUUAAGGUCCUGAGGGCAAUAGUAUCUUCCUGGCCUUUCCCUCGCCUCCCUCUUGGAGCUCUGAAGAAGAGAACACCCUACUUGGAGACUCAAUUACAAGUUGUCUUAGAGGAGGUUGAUAAGCUGCUUAUCCAGGAGGUUCACCCCAGGCAAGGAAGACUUAGCAGCUUGGAGAACCACAAAGGUUUUGGCCAUUGCUGUGCCAUNUUGGAAAGGGCUGUGGAGUAUGCAGGACUUAUGUUGAAUACAGCAGUAGCUGAAGGACUGCCCCUGCUUUCCAUGGCCAUCAACUCCAAGAACUGUCUGCUUUUUUUCCUCAUUAGGUCCAUGAAGACCUCCUUGAAUGAACUGGCAGUGACUCACUGUAAUCUCUCAGUAUCAGAAUGGAGCCAUCUUUCUGAGUUCCCAUGUGUCAGUCAGUUGCAACAACUGAAUUUGGAAAAUGUCAGAUUGACUGGUUUAAGUCCUGAACCUCUCCAAGUUCUGUUANUAAAAGCUGGANCCACCCUGGUGGNCUUGGACUUGGAGGANUGUCACCUUGAAGAUGGCCAGCUCUAUGCCAUCCUACCUGCCCUGAGCAAGUGCUUCAAGCUCACCAAGUUCAGCUUCUACGGGAACCAAAUCUCUAUGCUUGCCAUGAAGGACCUACUACACCACACUGCCAGCUUGAUAAAUCUAAGGCUGGAGCUAUACCCUGUUCCUCAGGACAGUUAUGACUACCAUGGUACUCCCCUCAUGCAAAGGAUGCAACAACAUUGUGAUGAGCUUAUGAAUCUACUGAAAACCAUUAGGAAUCCAGGCAGAGUCUUCUUUGGUACUGACCGCUGUGAUCAGUGCUGCAAUAGAUAUAUCUAUAACAAAACCAUUAUGUGUAAUUGUCAGAGAUCUUACUAG